AUGGACUCUAGCGAAGUUGGCAAAUAUGGCCUGCUUUUACUUAUGAAGAAGCAUGAUCCCGAGGCUUCGAUUGCAUCGUUCCCCAUUGAUGAGGAGGAGGUCACCUUUGGACGUGAUUCCAGCUGCAGCGUGCGGCUUUAUUACAACACAGUGAGUGCCCUACACGCAAAGAUCAUCUUUCAAGAGAGAAAAGCGUUUCUCAUCGUUCUCGGAACACACGGUCUCUCAGUGGACGGCUGCCCUGUGUUCCCUAGUGCUCCAUCUUCCCAACACCCUACGACCAUACCAUUAUCCAAUGGCUCAGAGAUUGAGAUUCAUAAGAAACGAUUUCGCUUUGAAUAUCCACCCAAAGCCAUUCGCGCUGCACUCUUGGCUACCCCUUCUCCCACUAAGAAGACGCGAAGGCGGACGCUCCGACUAUCGAUGAUACAAAGUGCCCAAGUAUUUACUCCUAGACCGAGCAAAAACCCGCGCGAGAAUCUUCGUGUCCUUCAGAGCCCAAUCAAGCCUCUUGGUUCGCCGCUCAAAUCCGGAUAUCAUGCUGAGGAAGAUGAAGAGGAGCCCAUCAUCCUUGUCAAUGGUGACAACCCACGCGUGGUAGAAGAAGAGAAAGACCUUGUCAUCCUCGAACAUGUCGAGGUGGAGGACCCAGAACCCGAACCUCAGCACCGACCACUCAAGAUUCACAAGAAAGCCCCCGCACUAGGUGUCGCGAAUGUCGAGGCCAGAACUCCGAUGCGUGCACGGCAAGCGUCGGGCUCAUACGCACCGCUUGCGUCUCAGCCUGCACCUGUGCAGCCUCAACCCCAGCCCCAGCCCCAGCCGCCGCUACAGACCCCCCGUCGUCGGGCCCCGCGUUCGUCGCUACAUCGCGUCGCGCUGUUGCGUUCGGCACAGCGCGCAGCUAUGCGCGCAGAAAUGGAGUAUGAGGAGGAUGAAGAGCGCGAGGUGGAAGAGAGUGUGGGCACGCUUGAGGGAUUGAGAACUGCUUUACUCGAGGCCAACGAGGAGGAGGAUGAGGACGAUGAUAAACUUAGCAGGUUUGCAGGGGAAUUAGGGGGCAGAGAUGAAGAUGAGAAUGACGACGAGGACGAGCAUAGUGAGCCGGAGGAUGGCGGGCAGGAUCAACAGCAGGCCCCGUCCGGCUGGCUGAAGAGCCUCGAGGUUGUGAGAUCUGCUUGGCCAUUCCGUGUGUCCCAGUCACCCGAGAAACAGAUGCAGCACGAAGAGCAAGACAUUACAGAGGCCCAGAUCCAUGACGACGGUGAGGAAAACAUCAAGCACGAUUCUGAUGAGAACCAGCCUCCUCAAUACGUGCACGACUCUCACGAGACAGCUGGGGCGGAUACACAGACUACACAUCCCGAUGCCGACGUCGAUCACCAGCCCUCGUCACGGCCCCCUCCACGACGUGUGCAUGGAGCUUUCAUGACUCCUCAGGCCAAACGUACGAGUGGUGGUCUUAGGGGAGCAGGGAGGUACUCUAUCGGGGGUGGAAGCUCAGACGGACCGCAAAGAGUCAGGCUGGUUCAGCCUUGGAGGAUCGGAGAUAUCGUAGUCCCGGUUCCCGAGGAGCACGAACCGAAGGAAGAGGAUGACAAGAGUACGGUGCGAGACCUAUCAAAGUCUGCGAGCGUUCGUGUGAGUGAAGAGGAGAAGAAAGCGAUCCAGGCUCGCCGGCGCUCUGCCUUCGCUAUGCCGGAUGACUUCUUUGGGGGACAAAUUCCCGGCUCCCGUCGCGCCUCUGCUGUUGUGCCUCCGCCUGCCACACCUGUCACUUCUCCAACCAAAGCUUGGGUCUCGAGCAGAGAGGUAAAGGAGGAAGAGGAAGAAAACACCAGUGUGCUGUUGGAGAGGAUGAAGGAGAUGGUGGAGGGCAUGAAGCGAAGGCGAAGCAUGAGGGAGGAGCACGAGUCGCGAAGAGCAACGCUUGGCGAACUCAAGGAGGAGGCUGAAGGCCGGCUCGAGGAUGAGCAUGCCGUGGAAGAUGAUGGAGGUGCAUUUGACCAAGAUGCUAUGGACCAUGAUGGUGCUACGAAUGAAGGCAGGAGAGAGGAGGAGCUUAUCGAGGAGCCCGAGGAAACCGACUUUGAAGACGUUGAUGAGGCACAUAUGGACAUCGUCGAAGGCACUGAUGAGGACGAAGACUCUACCGACGAUGAACUUCAAGAAGAAGGUGCAGUCGACAUCACUCCCUGUGAGGUUUCCUCCAUACCCUUCAACGAGGAAUCAACCUUGGCUUCCCAAGUACCGCCUGAGACACCCCAGAUGGAUAGUCUCAGACAUAUGUUCUCCAGCGCUCAAACAGCGCUGGCUACGCCUCAGUUCUCUGGCGUGCGUGAGAUGUACCUCAGGGAGCGUGCUCAGGACACCAGCACUCCCAUAUAUGAAGGUGUUGGAGAAAUGAUGUCCACACCCGCAGCGUACCGCGCGCAUGAAAGCACGCAAGAGUCGUCCGACGAGGCCGAGGACAGCCAGGACGACUCUAGCGACAAGGACGAUCCUCCAACACCUGUUCCUGCUCGUGCCACAAGAGCAAAAAGGACGCCUGCGCUUAAAGCAAAAGCGGAUCCUCCGGCGACGCGCAAGAGGACCCCGGCUGUUAGGGCUUCAACUAGACAAGCAGAGACAACACCUGCAGGUGCAGAUGCGACGCUCAUGGCAGACGACGAGCUAACGCCUGACCUCCCCCCUGUGAGGGGUACACGGAAGGCCUCGGACGCCCCGAAGGGCGCUAUUGUUAGAAGGAGUCGUCGAGCUGCAAGUGAGGCAGAGGACGAGCAGGACGUUGUACCGCCUGUCAAGGCCAACCCUACCGGGACGAAAGUCACUAGGACCAAAGUCAUCUCGAAGGCUGCGGCCAAAAUUGUGAAAAUCAACGAAGUCAGUGAAGACGAGGUGAAAGCAUCGGGAUCCUCAAAGCGAGUCCGUCGUGGCGCAACCGAUCCCGCGGCCUCCACCGAUGACGAGCCUCCGGCGCCUAAGACUGCAGGAAGAUCUCGCAUCCCGAAAAUUGCUGCUUCAACCUCGCUGCAGUCAGGUUCAGAUGUUCCUAUGAAGAUUGGGCCUCCAAAGGGUCGCCGGGCAGUCCGUGCUAAGGUCCCUGUUGCUAUGCCAGCAACUGAGGCCUCGGCGUCGAAGCUUCGUAGCGACGAGCCUCAAGCUCUCGAUAUGGACGAGGAUCCACUCGACGCCUUUGGUCGUCCAGAAUCAGCGGAGGAGGUGGAAGCUCAUCCCGCUGCUAAGGUCCGGCGAAGGCGGAACAAGGCUACAGCUCAGGUUGAACCUGUCGUUGAAGAGGAGCCGACCGCGAACACAGCUACUCGCAGCGUUCGUGAAAAGAGAAUACCGACGCCGGUUGCCACCUCCAGCCGAACGACUACACGAAGCCGUGCAGCUUCGGGGAAGAAAGCUUCCCCCAUCCCAGAAGACAAGGAGAACUCUCCCAAGGACCCUGUUGUGAAGGAGGAAGACGAUGAGCAGACCAUGACAGCAGCUGUAAGAGUGCCGAGAACGAGAAGAGCCAAAGCACAGAGCGAGCCGGAGAAAGAGCCUGUUCCACCCAAGACGAGAGCUACGAGGACGAGGACUGCGAGCGCUCGGAAGUGA
This is a messenger RNA of Heterobasidion irregulare TC 32-1, 3609 nucleotides long. RefSeq lists its product as uncharacterized. The record is from RefSeq and is a predicted model, not a curated record. Bases 1 to 3609 code for a protein of 1202 amino acids. The transcript has 5 exons. NCBI's taxonomy places the organism in Eukaryota, Fungi, Basidiomycota, Agaricomycetes, Russulales, Bondarzewiaceae. Gene Ontology annotation, molecular function: protein binding.